This is a messenger RNA of Symsagittifera roscoffensis, 3482 nucleotides long. RefSeq names its product ribosomal protein S6 kinase beta-2-like. Gene Ontology annotation, molecular function: protein serine/threonine kinase activity; ATP binding. NCBI's taxonomy places the organism in Eukaryota, Metazoa, Xenacoelomorpha, Acoela, Convolutidae. The transcript is spliced from 2 exons. Bases 261 to 1967 code for a protein of 568 amino acids. The record is from RefSeq and is a predicted model, not a curated record. Gene Ontology annotation, biological process: peptidyl-serine phosphorylation.
AAUGAUUUGUUCUGAGAACAUUUUCAUCAAAUUGAAUAACGACCAGCAGUUAGGAAAAAGCCUUUGCGGACUAAAUGAAACUUCAAGAUUUCGAUUGAAGCCAAGUUCAACUUCUAAAAACUCAAUUAAACUAAACGAGAACAGGAGAGAAAAGAGAGUGUAGACUUGAUAACAUAACUAAUCAAACGAGCUCUAAGCUUAAUUGAGACAAUUUUUGUUCCAAUUUCGUGCCUUGAAGUCAUUUGAAUAUUCGAUCAAAAAUGACUUCGCCGCCCCUCACACCUUCGAAUGCGACAGAUUUAUUCCACCUCGAAAUCCAGGAGGAAAACCCGCUUAGUUUAAACGGGAACCUGGACGACUCGGAUAACGAGAUGGUUCCCGAGUACAUGAACUCAACCGAGGCGGAAGGUGACACGAAGCAAACAGAAACAGUGGACAUAGCGGACGAAAUGUCAAAUAGUGGUGCCGAGAAAGUCAGUCCGGACCAUUUUGACCUGUUGAAGGUCCUCGGGAAAGGUGGCUACGGAAAAGUGUUCCAGGUAAAGAAGAGCAAAGGCCACAACAAGGGUCAAAUUUACGCGAUGAAAGUGCUGAAGAAAGCGACGAUCACGCGCAACGCAAAAGAUAUCACGCAUACUAAAGCGGAGAGGAACAUUCUAGAAUGCGUGAAGCACAAUUUCAUUGUGGACUUAAUUUACGCCUUCCAAACCCAGAACAAAUUGUACCUCAUCUUGGAGUAUCUAGGGGGAGGAGAGUUGUUCAUGCUCCUGGACAAGGAAGGUAUAUUCAUGGAAGAUACAGCUUCCUUCUACUUGGGAGAAAUUACUCUAGCUUUAGAGCAUUUGCACAGCAACGGGAUCAUAUACAGGGAUCUGAAACCAGAGAACAUUCUACUGAACAAGGCUGGACAUAUUAAACUGACAGAUUUCGGACUCUGUAAGGAGUCUCUUGAAGAAGGAAGUGUGACCCACACAUUCUGUGGAACGAUAGAGUACAUGGCGCCUGAAAUCUUGACCAGAAGUGGUCAUGACAAAGCUGUGGACUGGUGGUCCCUUGGUGCUCUUAUGUACGACAUGCUCACUGGCGGACCUCCAUUCACCGCCGACAGUCGCAAAAAGACGAUUGAGAAAAUUCUGAAAGGGAAGUUGUCGUUCCAACCGUUCCUGAGUGCUCACGCGAAAGAUCUUUUGAAGAGAUUGCUGAGGAGAAAUGCUGCCCAGAGGUGGGGAACUGGAACGGCCGAUGGAGCCCAGAUCAAAUCACACGCUUUCUUCAGACAGAUCGACUGGAAUGCCUUACUGAAUUUCCAAGUGCCUCCCCCGUUCGAACCGGCAAUCACACACGAUGAAGAUACAAGUAAUUUCGACACAAAGUUCACCAAAAUGCCCGCAGUAGAAUCGCCCUGUGGUUCCAUGACCUCAAGUGACCUUGACCUGGACAUAUUUAAUGGCUUCACAUACAUCGCUCCCUCAGUCUUCGAAGAGAUGCGCAAACUGCAGACAGGUCCAAUGAGUUCAGUUUCUGGAAACAGACCUUCGCCUCGGAAAAGGAACUACAGCUCACAAGCCCAUUCACCUCCUCGCUCCAAUGAAGUUCCCAACGGAAUCGGAGUCGUUGGAGGAGCGGAAGUGUCUGCCGGACUGUUUGCAGGGCCAAACAAGGUAUCGGCGUUGAACGGAUACCAGACCCAACCGCAGUCCUCGGGAGCGAACAUCAAUCACAUGCAAACAUCAUCAUCAACAGUAGCUUCAAACGCCUCUCAGUUUCAAAACGUGAACGCGAAUUUAUCAGCAUCCACUUCCAAGUCAACAUUCACGGGGGCUAAGAUGGGCACUGUUUCCAUGACAACUGCCGCGAUGGUGAAUGGAAGCGUCUCCAAUAACAACCUCAAAGGAGGCGCACUGAAGGCAGCUCAAGAAGACAGCUUUGCAAGCGGUAGUCCAAUGGAGGUAUCGAAGGUUGAAUGAAAUGAAGAUAAAACCAAGAAGAACUACUACUAAUAGCCGACCAAAUUGUCAAUCGCUCCUCACACCCUUGCCCCAUCUAAACAGAUCAAAAGAACCCUAUCAAGUUGAAAAGUGUCUUCAGAUCACGUGAACAAAUAAGGGUUCUUGAAUGGACUUGAUUUUCACACCGAGGUUGUGCAGAGGAUGUUAAAUAGGUUUCCGACGGCAUAAUUGCGCAAUGAACUGCCUUUCCUCUUACUUGAGUUUUAAUUGUGCAUAAAUUCGUUUUCUUCCUGUGUUUUACAGUAAAUUAUCUUCUCUAUGAUACCUACUACAUACUUUAUACAUUGUCAAUGGUGCUAACUGUUUAUAAUCAGUAAAACAAAUCUGUUAAAAUCAGUAUUUUGACCGACCCAUGUCCUUAAAUGCAGUUCUUCUCGGAAUUUGAAUUUGCGCUUGCUCUUUAUUGAUCUAAUUUACUAAUUAAGUUGCGCAUUUCUGCAUAAUAAUGAAUGAAUUGAUGUUAGAAUGCUUCCGCGCUUAAACUCUUUGUAGCCACCUAAAGUCAUUGGUCAACGCAGCAGCUCCCUUAAAAUCAUUACAAUCAAUUAUUGUAUGAUUUUUUGCUGAAAUUUUUUGUCUGGCGAUAUAUGGAAUGGUGGAUUAAUGAAAUUUAUUUUUGACUACCAACUUAUUUGUCAGCAUUUUCCAAUUUUUUUCAGUUCUAAGCGUCAAUACAAGGGUUGCAAAAGGCAAAAAAAGGAAGACCAAAUGAGCUCUGAAAAAGACUCAAUUUUCUCAAACGUUCUAACAAGUUUCGAUUUCGACUUUCGUUGAAAUCUCGAUUAAGUAGAUUUUGUAGCAUAAUCUUACAUGAACUUAAAUGUCAUGGGCAAAUAAUAAGCUCGCCAGGUUAAGAUAAUUAGUGCCCUUGCAAUUGCUAAGAGGUUGACCAAAAGGAUAGUUAUAAACUGCCACCGCUUAAGCUCAGCAGGCGAGUUUGAGUUGAAAUAUUGUAUAUUCAAAUUAUGGUACCAUGCGUAAUAAUAUCAUAGGUGAAUCUUAGACAAACUCAAAUCAGUCACUGUCUGGCUUUCAAAUCACAGCCUGGGAAUGACCUAUAAGUUUACUUUUAGUCUGCAUAAGUUUGCGUUCUGUUUACUUUUUAAUCGCGCCAAAAAGCUCCAGCUUAUCUUACUGAACAGAAAAUUCUGAAUUUUUCAUAGGAAUAGCUUUCAAAUAAGUUGGUAAGGUUCAUUGAUCUAAGAACUGCCUAUGGAAUAUCAAAAGAUUGGAAAGUAUCACAGAAACGCCUUUGAGACCAUUUAAAUUGGUUAUAGUUAUUCGGAUGUCUUUGAUGCUUUCCUAGUAAUUUCUUCGUAUUCGGAUGUGGAGCUAUUCUAUAACUUAUUAUUUCUCUGAAAGUCUUUUUUAUAUGUUGAACCUAUUGUAGUAAUGAUGGUUGGAAUCUGAACAAUGACAUAUUUUGAAUUGAAAUGAAUUAUAAUUGAAAUGGCAGCCAUUCUGUAAAGGGAA